Messenger RNA from Vidua chalybeata, 1868 nucleotides. RefSeq names its product apoptotic chromatin condensation inducer in the nucleus-like. The transcript has 10 exons. The annotation marks the transcript as partial. NCBI's taxonomy places the organism in Eukaryota, Metazoa, Chordata, Aves, Passeriformes, Viduidae. Gene Ontology annotation, molecular function: nucleic acid binding. The record is from RefSeq and is a predicted model, not a curated record.
UGCCACGCCCUCCCUGACCCCUCCCCCACCCCUUGGCCCCGCCCCCUCUCUCCCCAGGCCACGCCCAGGGGCUUCAAGAGGAAGAUUGCCGUGCUCUCCAGGGGCAGCCUGGAGCCGGACGGGGGCGGGGCGGCCGCGGGGGGGCCCCGGAGGCGCCGCUGGGGGGCGACGGCGCCCAAGAGACCCUCGCUGAGCAUCAGCACCGAGAGCCUCAAGAGCCUGAUCCCCGAGAUCCGCGCCGGGGGCGGGGCCGAGCCCCCGGAAGGGGGCGGGGACAGCGCCGGGGGGGAGGGGCCGGACGCCGAGGGGGAGGGGCCAGACAAAGGGGGCGUGGCCUCCUCGGGCCCCGCCCCCGGCUCGGCCCCGCCCCCUCUGCUGCUCCCCUCCCCCCACCUGAAGAUCUGCCGCACCGUCACCCAGGUGGUUCCGGCUCCGGGCGAGAACGGCCGGGGGGAGGGGCAGGACGAGGGGGAGGGGCCGGAGAGCGACGAGGGGGGCGUGGCCGGGGGGCGUGGCUGCGACGCCAAGCCCCUCCCCCACCCCGCCCCUCCCCCCGGCCCCGCCCCACAAACGGGAGGGGGAGGGGCCGCGCCGGGCCCCGCCCCUCCCCCCGCGGCGGCCACGCCCACGACGGCGGAGGGGGAGGGGAAAGGAGGCGAGGCCCCGCCCCCGCGGCGGGCGCAGGGCGCCCCCUGGCGGCCGGGGGCGCUGCCGCUGCUGCCGGUGGACGAGCCGGUGCGGGCGGCGCCCCGCCCCUCCCCCCCCCGCCAGCGCCCCUCCCCCAUCGUGCACCUCUGCAACCUGGUGCGGCCGUUCACGCUGGGGCAGCUGAAGGAGCUGCUGGGGCGCACGGGGCGCCUCAAGGACGACGGGUUCUGGAUCGACCGCAUCAAAUCCCACUGCUUCGUCACGUACUGCUCGGUGGAGGAGGCGGUGGCCACGCGGGAGGCGCUGCACGGGGUCAAGUGGCCGCAGUCCAACCCCAAAGUGCUCGCGGCCGACUUCGCCCAGCAGGAGGAGCUCGACUUCCACCGCGGCCUCCUGGCCCCGCCCCCUUCCUCCUCCUCCAGCCCCUCCCCCCUCCAGCCCCGCCCCUUCCCGCCGGCCCCGCCCCUCUGCUCGGCGGAAGGGGGCGGCGCCGGGGCGGGCCCCGCCCCGCGGGGGGCGGAGCCGUGGCAGUGGGCGGAGCGGGAGCGGGAGCGCUGCCGGCGGGAGCGGGCGCGGGAGCAGCGCGAGUGGGACCGCGGCAAGAGCCCCGCCCCCUGCGCCGGGACACGCCCACCCGGGGGCGGGGCCGCGCAGGGACACGCCCCCGCCGGCGCCCCGGGGCCCGCCCCCUGCUCCUCCUCCUCCUCCUCCUCGCGGGAGGGGCGGGGCGGAGCCAGCCGGGCACGCCCACAAGGGGGCGGGGAGAAGGAGAAGGGGCGGGGCCAGAGGGAGGCGCGGCCCGAGAGGAAAGAGAAGCCCCCGGAGGAGCCCCCGGCCAAACUCUUGGACGAUUUGUUCCGGAAGACGAAAGCGGCGCCCUGCAUCUAUUGGCUGCCGCUGACCGACUCCCAGCUGCUGCAGAAGCAGGCGGAGCGCGCGGCGCGGGCGCGGGAGCGCGAGCGGCGCCGGAAGGAGCAGGAAGAGGAGGAGCAACGGCAGCGCCAGGGGGGCGGGGCCAAGGAGGGCGGGGCCAAGGAGGGCGGGGCUUCCUCCGGCCCCGCCCGCUCGUCCGGAGGGGGCGGGGCCAGGGCGCCCCCCGGCGGGUCCCGGAAGCGCCGCAGCCGCAGCCGCAGCCCCCGGCGGCGCUGAGGGCCCCGAAAUCGCCCGAAAUCGCCCCAAAAUCGGCGCCGCCGGAGGGGAAUAAAGGCCGGGAGAAUCCC